UCAUCUGCCUCCACUUUUGAGUGAAUUGGCCCAGCCUCAAAAUCCACUCAACAAUCAAUAGAACCAAGUCCCAGCCCAACAUUCGUUCAUUUACAUCCGUUACACUUGAAUGUAGAUCACAGUAUGGAAUAAAUAAGAUGUUGAUAUUUGCAUUUAAUCACAUAUGUUAAUUAAAAUUGAGUUCCUGGAGAAUUGAAAAUGCAUCUCUGUUUUAAUAUGUGAUGACAAACAGUUAUCUGUUUUUGAGUAUGUGCGAUGGGAAUAUGAGUUUGAAUAAGGAGACAUUCUCGUAGUAAUGGGUUAUGCGAAUGUUGGAGGGUGUGAUAACCUCCGAUUAUGAGUCACCGCGAGCGUGUGUGAUGCGCUACAGACUCCCUUCCGCUCCGCUGUCCUGCUGGAGUCUUCAUCAAACACGGAAGAAGCGGAAGAACACAGCGGCAAACGCCAAAGAAUGACCUGGAUACCGCGAUUAUGGAUAUCAACGUCGAUCCGGAUCCACGGAGUCCAGUCCUGUGCGCUCUGUUUCAGCCAGCAGUGAUGUGAGGUGGGCUUACAGCGCUGUUUCUACUGGAUCAGCAAAUACUCUCGGUAUAGGCAGACUGGACGCUCAGUGUCUAAAAUGAUGUCAGGAUUGUUGUCCUGAUGGGAAUACUAUCCUUCUGGAUGUGGCCUUCAAAUGUGAAUUUUCCACAAGAAAGGAACCAAAAAGCAUCCUGAAUUUGUCAAGUUUGUCAAGGAUUGAUUUUGAAUGCCAAGUGCAUUGUGAUUUUCGUCUCUCCUUCACGUGUACAGUCCAUUUAUUCUGUCCGCCUUUCCUUUCUUCCAUUCACCCUGCUGCAAGGUCUGACUCUCUGUUGUGCAGGAGGACGUGGAGGGUCCGACAUGUCUGCCAAGGCUCCCAUAUACCUUAAACGAAGUAGCCGUAAAGGAAAGAAGGAAAAAUUACGUGACAUUCUUUCAUCUGACAUGAUAAGUCCUCCGCUGGGAGACUUCAGACACACCAUCCACAUUGGCAGUGGUGGGGGUGCAGAAGAUCUUUUUGGUGACCUGUCUUUCUUACAAGGUAAAUUUCACCUGUUACCAGGGCAACAAGGUCACCAGGGGUCUUCCCAGCUAAGUCGCACAGCGAGUGUAAGAAAUCCCCCGCCGUCCCGUGAUAACUCGCCGCUCUUAAAAAAUGUGCUGUCUCUUCCUAUCAUUGGAGGGGUGCAGGCGCUCACCCUUCCAGCCCCGAUGGCCACAGCCCCUCUGACUUCAACAGCAAUGGAGACCACUGAGGUCCCAACAACACUGACAAUGGCCCAGUCACCCCCAACAUCUCCAUCUCUCGCUCCACCUCCCAAACCUCCCAGACUGCACCUGGAAGAGAGGAUCGUGUCACGGCAUACAUCACUUCCUGCAUCUCCCAAACGCUCUCCACUUCAUCUGCACACAAAUGUACAAAGUCCAGAUCCUGAGGAAAAUGAGAAAUGUGUGAAGGAUAGGGAUGAGGCAGAGAAGCCAUAUCUGACCAACGCUGGCUCUUUGCUUUCCCUCCAUCUGGACUUGGGGCCAUCGAUCCUAGAAGAUGUGCUUCAGAUCAUGGACAACCAGAGGACAGGGACAUUCAGUGGGGGACUUAAACCUAGUGGACGACAAGAGAUAUAUACCUGAAAGUGAUCAAGAUAUCAGAAUCAAAGCUCGAUGGUGCAUAAAUGGACUAAUCGCAUUUUUUCUUCAUGUAUCAAAACAGUUUGCCUUGUGAAAGAACUCAUUUAUCUGCUGUACAAUUGCAUUUCCUGGAUAUUUUGAAAUUGCAUGCUUCUUAUACAUAUAAUCUUUGAAAAAGACCUUUGGAAGCUACAGGAUUGGAACCAAUAUGAAUUGAAUCGAUCAUUGGAUUUCUCUUUGUUCAUAUAGAUUGUUUUAAUUCAUCUCUGUUCGUUUUGAACUACAAGCAAUACACUAAUUCUGGCUACUCUUAGA
This is a messenger RNA of Carassius carassius (crucian carp), 1965 nucleotides long. RefSeq names its product cdc42 effector protein 2-like. Bases 883 to 1653 code for a protein of 256 amino acids. The transcript has 2 exons. NCBI's taxonomy places the organism in Eukaryota, Metazoa, Chordata, Actinopteri, Cypriniformes, Cyprinidae. The record is from RefSeq and is a predicted model, not a curated record.